Messenger RNA from Dacryopinax primogenitus, 1064 nucleotides. RefSeq lists its product as uncharacterized. The record is from RefSeq and is a predicted model, not a curated record. The transcript is spliced from 3 exons. The coding region runs from base 39 to 1064 and encodes 341 amino acids. NCBI's taxonomy places the organism in Eukaryota, Fungi, Basidiomycota, Dacrymycetes, Dacrymycetales, Dacrymycetaceae.
UUCAUUACCACCAUCCCGACUACUUUCAUCGACACAAGAUGGCGAAGAGCAAGGCUAACAAACGUAAAUCUGUUGUGGCAACGAAUGGCUCACCUGUCAAGCCAAUGAUGUCUCCACCACAGGCACCACCGGCCACCAUGUCCUCGAACGCUGUACCAUCGAACGCGGUUGCAGCGCCAUCGUCGAACACUCUUGUCCCGAAGCAUGCGACUGCGAUGGACCAUCCUCGACAGCCGCCGCUGCAAUGGACGUUCCUGGACGAGUACAUCAAGACUGCGGCGUACAUUCCAUCAUGCAUCGGAGACAGCAAGGAGCUUGUGUACCUCACACAGCGCGAUAUCGCCUUAGCAAAGCUGGAUAUAUUGGGGAAACAUAUUGUGGAAAAGAUGCCGGACUUUGAAGAGAGCAGGAAGAAAGGACAGUUACAGGAAGACCAGUAUCAGAAGUUCAAGGAGAUGGAGAAGGCAUAUCGAGCGAAGAUGCAAGCUACUGACGCUGCCAUUGCAGCUGCACCUGGAGCGAUGAGAGGAGAUUCGAAGGGCAAGGGCAAGUCGGCAGCAUUGGCGCUGCCUUUUCCGCCUUAUGGACACCCUCAACCCUAUUGGUCCCCUACACCGGAGCAGCUGGCAUCGCCCAGUUUAUCCCGGUAUACACCUCAUGAGGUGGAAGAUCUCUCCGAUCUGAUCCAAUAUGCUAUACGACCUCCGCCAGGGUGGAAAGACCGAGAGGAAGCACACGUCGAGAGCAAUCAUUAUCGACCCUAUGCCUACACAAGUGACUACGUUGCCCUGCGCAUGAUCCGCAAAAUGCCGAUAUAUGUGUCUAUGAUGCGGUCUGGGGAGUUGACAGAAAAACAGUUAGCGCAGGCCAAAGCGGUAGCGCGAGAGCACGCUCUGAAGGUUUUAGCUCGACAUGCACGCACACAGGCGAUAGGGGUGGACGAGGCAACCCAGCAGCUGGCCAAUAUGGCGCUUGUACCAAGUCCUACAAGUGGGGGAGAAGUAGCCACAGUGAACGGGGAUGGCACAGGGGGUGGGAAGGGAAAACGGAAGGGCGGGAAAUGA